AUGUGCGAGUUUGUUUUUGUAAGUUAAUGUUUAUUAAGCGGAUAUGGUGUAUGUUGUUACUACGCGUAAAUUUUUACUUGUAAGUUAAUGAAGGAAGGGUUUAUCAGUGAUAGUGUUAUUAUUGUCUGUUGUUUCGGCAACCUGGGAACUUUGGGUAAUCUUGUCUUCAGUGUGUGAAGUUGACGUUACUGAAAACGAUGGCCGAUGGAGGGUUUGAUCCUUGUGAGUGUGUGUGGAGUCACGAGCAUGCAAUGCAACGAUUAAUCUCCCUACUUCGCAAUUCUCAAGGGUACUGCACAGACUCUGAAUGUUUUCCAGAAACACCUGGACCACAGGGGGUGCCAUCUACUGGUAGUGAAUUCUACUUUAUGCUUUUUCUCUUGGGUUGGCUCUUGAUAGCAGUAGUGUUGUAUUUUCUUCGACCAAAUUCUUUACGGGGACGUACAACUACAAAACCUUCGGAUCAGGGACCAAACUAUCGACCACCUCCAAAUGCUCCUAUCCAGUAAAAAAAAAAAUUAAACCAGAUUCAGUUGCAGCGUGUUUAUGUCUUGCAAAAAAAAA
Molecule: messenger RNA, 564 nt
Organism: Limulus polyphemus (Atlantic horseshoe crab)
Lineage: Eukaryota; Metazoa; Arthropoda; Merostomata; Xiphosura; Limulidae
Product: small integral membrane protein 14-like
Exons: 5
Coding region: 198-509 (103 amino acids)
Cellular component (GO): endoplasmic reticulum
Source: RefSeq, a predicted model, not a curated record